AUGCGAGAAUCUGUUUACGAGGAAACCGAAAAGAGCUCUGCGUCGUCGAGUCCGGAUCUCACACCCACACCUUCAUCAUGGUCCGAGAAGAGCAUACGAGAGCCCCUUGACGAGGAGAUUGCAGAAACACCUCGCCCACAAUCUUUGGAUCUGGAAAGGACGCCCACAAAUGUCCUCAAUAGGAUUGCGUCACAUGUAACAACACAUUCUCUCGCGGAACCUGGCCCUCCACCGGAUGGCGGCACCAGAGCUUGGUUACAAUGCGCCAUGGCCUGGCUCGUAGUCUUUGCAUCGUGGGGGUACUGCAAUUCCUUUGGUACCUUUCAGACAUACUACACGCAAAGCCUUGGAGAAACUCCCGCAACGAUCUCGUGGAUCGGCUCGAUUCAGGUUUGGGUACUGUUCUUCCUCGGAACUUUCGCUGGUCGUGCUAUGGACGCUGGAUACUUUAGACCUACCUUCGCUGUCGGUGCUAUCUUCCAGCUCGUCGGAAUAUUCAUGACCUCCAUCUCUACCAAAUACUGGCAGCUUUUCUUGGCCCAAGGCGUCUGCACUGGUAUUGGCUCGGGCAUCUUGUUCACACCCUCCAUGGCACUUCUGAGCACCUACUUCUCUAGCCACAAAGGCAUCGCCGUGGCGCUGGCAACUACUGGUAAUUCGGCUGGUGGUGCUCUGUACCCACUCAUCGCUCGCCAGCUUCUUGCCCAAAUUGGAUUUGGAUGGACUAUGCGUGUCCUUGGUCUGAUCAAUAUGAUUUUUCUGGUGACCGCCGGUCUCGUCAUGAAGCCCAGGCUUCCACCCCGCAAGUCUGGACCCCUCAUCGACUUUGCCGCGUUCAAGGAGAUUGAGUAUAUGCUUCUCAGCAUUGGCUUGUGCUUCCACAUGUCAAGCCUGUACUUUACAAACUGGUACAUCGCAUCUUACGGCCGCGAUAUGCUCGGUCUCUCAUACGCCAACUCCAUCAUUCUGCUCAUUGUCCUCAACGGCGUCGGUAUCCCUGCUCGCGUCCUGGUUGGCUAUAUCGCAGACCGCUAUCUCGGCGCCCUCAACACCCUCAUACCCGUGCUGCUGUACGUCAACGUCCUCGCCUUCUGCUGGAUGGGAGUCACUUCUCAAACCUCCCUCUACGUCUUCGUGUCCUUCUACGGUCUUGGCCUCGCAGCCUUCCAGUCCCUCAUCCCCACCACGGUGGCUAGAAUGACAAAGGACAUCAGUAAAGUGGGCACGAGGAUGGGUAUGGUAUUUACCUUUUUGUCGUUUGCUUCUCUAGUGGGUCCACCUAUUGGUGGUGCGUUAUUGUCGGCUGACAAAGGGGCGUACCUUUAUGCUCAAGCAUGGUCUGGGGCUUCAGCUGCUGUGGGCACGUCUUUGGUGCUUGCUGCCAGGGUCUAUGCGUUUGGGUGGACCAAAGUCAAGUGCUAA
This is a messenger RNA of Aureobasidium namibiae CBS 147.97, 1422 nucleotides long. RefSeq names its product MFS transporter, MCP family, solute carrier family 16, member 10. The transcript has a single exon. Gene Ontology annotation, molecular function: transmembrane transporter activity. Gene Ontology annotation, biological process: transmembrane transport. The record is from RefSeq and is a predicted model, not a curated record. The coding region runs from base 1 to 1422 and encodes 473 amino acids. Lineage: Eukaryota; Fungi; Ascomycota; Dothideomycetes; Dothideales; Saccotheciaceae. Gene Ontology annotation, cellular component: fungal-type vacuole membrane.